AUGGCCCAUCAUGGAAACGGGCAUACACGAUUUAACAGGUCGAUGAGGAAACGCUACCAGUCAGAAGAAGGCGGGCUUGGUGGCGCGGACCAGGUUCCCGCUGCUAGUGAUUCGCCGAUCAGGAUAUUGCAAGAGGCGGUGGUGUCUGGGGUGGACCGUGAGCUGGUGACUGAUCAAGGAGUUCAGAGUCAGCACUCACAAGGUAGUGGGCCAGUAAUACAUCUGAAACGCAUGGAGUCGAAUACAUCCACAGACGAUAAGACGACAGUCGUUGCAACAGUUGUCAACGUGGUGGAGAGCGGCUCGCAGACGACGGGGCUGAGCACAACAGAAACCGCCUCCGCCACAUCUGACGAGUCCACUCAGGCAACGACAUCUGGUUUAUCGGCGAAGUCGGGUUCUGUCACGGCACCAACUUCGGCAUUGGUUAACCAGCAAACGACCGCAUCUCCAGCGUAUUCUUCGCCUACCGCAGAUACUCCCACUGUGACCACGGCCACUGAUCCAUCCGCUUCUGUCUCUCCGUCCAGCCUAAAUUCGUCCAAAACAUCAACCCCUCUCUUUGGCAAUACCGCCGCCCAUCCUCCGGCAUCCUCGACCCCUAUUCGACCGACAAGCACAGGCACCGACUCGAGCACGAAUUCGACUCAGAGUACUAGCACAACUAGCACAACAGUUAACACAUCGACUUCCGGAGUGUCCUAUGUUGAUGGUUACCAGUCUGGCACGACGACAUCUUACGUUUCGUCUGAAACGGCGACGACAUCUUACGUUUCGUCUGAAACGGCGACGACAUCUUACGUUUCCUUCGAAACGGCGACGACAUCUUCCUCGUGGUCCGAUACGUCUUCUUACGCUGGAGCCUGGGGGACGGCCACGAAUGGUGUAGGAGGAGGGGCGGAUGCCACUGCUACCGGACAGUCGCCAUCGGCAACCGCCGCGGCCGCCUCUGGCGGUCUCAGCACUCAAACCAAAGGUCAGAUUGCUGGCGGUGUUGUUGGCGGAGUGGCGGGGGCCAUGGUAUUCGUCGUCUUGCUUUGGCUCCUGCUGCGCCGGCGCAAGAGGGCUAUUCUUCCUCAGACACGUGACGCUCUUCCUGCAGCGGACAUGACUGGUACAGCUACUACUGAGGGAUCCAUUACCCGCUCAGCGGAGAUGACUUCGCGUCGAUCCAGCAAUGAUCCCUUGUUUACCGCCUCGUAUUUUGCUCCAGCUUUCAUGCAGCGGUGGCGACAAUCGCACAUGACCACCCGGACGACGGAAUCCGUGUGCUCCGAUAGCAGCGAACGUGGUUUUCAGAAGAUCUCGGGCCGGAAGAUCCCCUCUGUGUUGCAUUCUGGCGGAGAUGGAUAUGGUGGGGGUGUUGAGCAGACCUCGCCGACGGCAUCCGAGCCCAGCUCUACCUAUGCUGCACCCGGAUCCCCUGUCAUCCCACGGUCGCCUCCUUCACAGCCGCCAUUGACUACACCAUAUGGCAUGCCCCUAGACACCAGCUACACGCGAGAGGCUGAUGAGCCUGCCCCAGUGGUCAAGUUCCGUCCCUCUCCCGCUCGAACCCCCGUGACGGGGUCGGCCAAUGCUAGUCUGCACAACGAACCUUCCGCCCCGCGUAUGAUCCCGUCUGUGCAUGUGCAGGUAUCCGGAUCUCUUUCGCCGACGAUGCCCAAACGGCCAGAUGCGUUAGGUCGAAGUCAUCCCAGCUUCGAUGGUAGCCGAGGCAGUCGGUUCACAGAGAGUAUCUAA
Molecule: messenger RNA, 1743 nt
Organism: Aspergillus saccharolyticus JOP 1030-1
Lineage: Eukaryota; Fungi; Ascomycota; Eurotiomycetes; Eurotiales; Aspergillaceae
Exons: 1
Coding region: 1-1743 (580 amino acids)
Source: RefSeq, a predicted model, not a curated record